GGCUCGACGCCGCUUCACUGGGCUUCUAUAUACGGCCACGAUACGGUCGUACAGCGGCUUCUCAAGGCUGGCGCCGAUGUGAAUACCAAGAACGAGAAUAGCUUGACGCCGCUUCACUGGGCUUCUGAGAAGGGCCACGAUACGGUCGUACAGCAGCUUCUUGAGGCCGGCGCCGAUGCGAAUGCUAAGGAUAAGGAUGGCUGGACGCCGCUUCACGAAGCUUCUAGGGAGUGCCAUAAUACGGUUAUACAGCAGCUUCUCGAGGCCGGCGCCGAUACGAAUACUAAGGAUAAUGAUGGC
This is a messenger RNA of Lasiosphaeria miniovina, 300 nucleotides long. Its product is annotated as ankyrin repeat protein. The annotation marks the transcript as partial. The record is from RefSeq and is a predicted model, not a curated record. The transcript has a single exon. Gene Ontology annotation, cellular component: nucleoplasm. Gene Ontology annotation, molecular function: protein binding. Lineage: Eukaryota; Fungi; Ascomycota; Sordariomycetes; Sordariales; Lasiosphaeriaceae.